Messenger RNA from Lepidothrix coronata (blue-crowned manakin), 4630 nucleotides. It is a transcript of the gene ZC3H6, whose product is annotated as zinc finger CCCH-type containing 6. The coding region runs from base 86 to 3697 and encodes 1203 amino acids. Lineage: Eukaryota; Metazoa; Chordata; Aves; Passeriformes; Pipridae. The transcript is spliced from 12 exons. The record is from RefSeq and is a predicted model, not a curated record. Gene Ontology annotation, cellular component: nucleus. Gene Ontology annotation, molecular function: RNA binding; metal ion binding. Gene Ontology annotation, biological process: negative regulation of DNA-templated transcription.
GCUCCGCACCGCGGGCAGCGGCGGGGCCCUGCCUUCCUCCACCUCCCUCCUCCUCCUCCUCCUCACCACACCACAGCCAGGCACAAUGGCCUUUGAAAGCCUGUUCUCCAAACCCCCAAACCCAGUUCUUGACCCAAACAUGCCCGACUCUGACAGGCAACAUGCAGGGGACGAAAGAGAAGAUGGAGAGCUGGAAGACGGGGAAAUAGAUGAUGCUGCCUAUGAGGAUGUGAAGGAGCACAGCACAAAAGGGGAUGACAAGCAGAAAACCGAGAAAGGCCACCGGAAAUCCCGGAAAAAACGCAAAAAAGAGAAGGAAAAGAAGAAAUCCAAGAGGAGAAGACGGGACAAGCAUAAGCAUAAUUCCCCUUCCAGCGAUGACAGUUCCGACUACAGCCACGACUCCGACAUGGAGCGCCCGGAAAGGCCACACAAGAAGAGCAGCAGCUCUUCCUACAGGGAUUAUGAUUCGUCCUUCAGUCAGCAUGGGCACGUGUCAGGGAAUUACAUGAGUUCCCAGAAAAUGCAGCAUAAAAAAAAUGUGAAAAGUAAGGAAUAUGAUGACUACAGUCACUACAGCGAUGAAAACUUUGGGAAUUACAACGAGGAAGAAAAGGAUGAGGAUUUUGCUGACCAGCUGAAACAGUACAGACAGGCUAAGGAGACCUCCAGUGGGGAUUUGGGACCUCCAUUCCCGAAGGAGCCGGUGAAGAAACAGGGGAUGAAAGGGAUCCAGAAAGGCAUUUCCCAGCGAGGGAACAAUUACAACGUGGGCCGAGGGCGUGGGAUGCAGAAGAAGCUGAAGCGCAAAGAUCGUGGCAGGGGAAGAGGAGGCAAUAAAGGAUCUGAUGGCUUCCAUGAGGAUGGCAAACCAGUGAAGAAGUGGGUGAAUAUGAGCCAGGAGUUCAUCAACCAGCACACGGUGGAGCACAAGGGCAAACAGAUCUGUAAAUAUUUCCUCGAAGGCAGGUGCAUUAAGGGGGAACAGUGUAAAUUUGAUCACGACGCAGAGAUUGAAAAGAAAAAGGAAAUCUGCAAGUUUUACAUCCAGGGUUACUGCACCAAAGGAGAGAACUGCAUUUAUUUGCACAAUGAAUUCCCCUGCAAGUUCUACCACACAGGAGCCAAGUGCUAUCAAGGAGAUAAGUGCAAAUUCUCUCACGCUCCCCUGACUGCGGAAACAAAGGAGCUGCUGGAUAAGGUUUUGAAUAACGAGGAGGAGCCCCAGAAUGAAGAUGAGAAGGAGCUGGAGGAGCUCCGGAAGCGGGGCAUAGUUCCUCUUCCCAAACCCCCUCCGGGCGUCGGGCUCCUGCCAACCCCCCCAGAGCAAUAUCCCUUCUCCGAGUCUGACAUGGAAAAUUAUCAAGAUCCUUCAGGAGAUUAUAAGAAGAUCCCGUCUCUUUUUGAAAUAGUCGUGAAGCCCACUGUGGAUUUGGCCCACAAAAUUGGGAAGAAGCCACCGACCUUCUACAACAGCGCGUCGCCCCCAAGGCCGCCGUUCCAGGGCAACGACCCGCAUUCCCAGCACAUGUACAAUCCGGGCUCGAGUCCGGGGCCGGGCCCCGGCAUGUCCCAAGGACACAACGGGCCCCCGAUGCACCCCGGUUCUCCCGGCCACCAUCCCUGCGGAGGGCCCCCGGGGCCGGGAAUGCCGCAGAGCCCCCCCAUGCAGGGGGUUCCCCCGGGGUACAUGGGCCCCCAGAACCAGACUGGGAUGCCCAUGCAAGGGCAGCAGGGGGGGCCGCCCCUGACCCCGCCGGGGCUCGGGGGCUCCUACAAUUCCCCCGGAGUGCAGGGACACAUGGUGAACAUGCCCAGGGACAACCACUGUCCCCCGGGGCCGCAGUACCAGCAGAUGCCCGGGGAAUACGAGUCCAUGCAGAACCCCGCCGACUUCUACGACAACUACUAUUCCCACCAAGCUGUGCAUAACUUCCAGCCGGCCAAUAAUUCCGGAGAUGGAACAUGGCACGGAGAGUUCCCAGACCACCAGGCUCACCUCAUGGCUCAGGAGUCGCACGCGGGCGGGAGCGAGUCAGAAUGCAUGGGUGGCCACAUGGGCCACAACCAGGCCCUCAACGUGCCCGAUUUCCUGCCCGCCAUGCAGAAGGCCCUGUAUGCCAGGCUCAGCCAGAAGCACCAACGGGAUGGAGACUCUGCCAGCAGCCAGGGCCAGAGGGCCAUGAGCAAAGACGAAGAUGACAAUGUCAACUGGUAUUCCAGUAGCGAGGAGGAAGAGGGGAGCAGUGUUAAAUCAAUCCUCAAAACCUUAAAGAAACAAAGUGAAAACUUUAGGAAUCGGCAGCAACAUUCCACGGAGCAGCACAUGCUGGGAAUUCCUACGGAUCCCAGGCUGGCCAAGGACAAAGGUAUGGGGCCUCAGACUGCUGACCCGAGACUUCGGGCCUCUCCAAGGCCCAAUCCCAGGAAACCCUCCGAUUCGGCAUCCUUGGACCCCCGGCUGGCCCGCGAUCCGCGGAUGCACAAGGUGAGCGAAGGCCACGCCGGCUCCUCCCUCGGGGCGGCCAAGCUGGAUUUGCACCACGCGCACACCGGAGUCAAAGUCAAGCAGAAAGGGAUGGACGACGACGAGGAGGACUCGGAAAGAGAGCUGAGGGAACGGGCUUUCCUCAUUCCCUUGGAACCUUUGCCCGGCGUCACGUUAAGGGAUCCCCGCUCCCAGCUCCGGCAGUUCAGCCACAUCAAGAUGGAUGUGACCCUGAUGAAACCCAACUUUGCCAAGCACAUCGUCUGGGCCCCGGAGGACUUGCUCCCAAUCCCUUUGCCUAAGCCCGACCCCGUCUCUUCCAUCAAUUUACCUCUCCCUCCGCUCAUUGCCGACCAGAGACUGAACAAACUGCGGAAUCUGAAGAAUGAUCCGCACCCGAACGCGAUGCCGGCCGACCCCCGGCUCGCUGCCAAGGCCAAGAACAGCCUUGCGGGCCGGAGCGGCUACUUGGAUCCGGCUGCGGAUUCCCACGCCAGUAGCUCCAGCAAACUGGGGGAUCCCCGCUUGCAAAAGAAUGUGGAUCCCAGACUCCACAGACUGUCGAGCGCAGACGCGCACCACGGAGUCGGGAAGGAUUCCCACCCUCCCAAGUUUGACCCCCGGCUCGCCAGAGCUGCUGCCAGCUCAUCCCAGCCCUCGGAAGCCGCGACUCCGAAACCCGACCCCGACGCUCUGCCUCCGUACGCGCCCAAACUGUCCUCCAGCGGCGUCAGGCUGGGAACGCCCGGCUCCAUCCUGAGCGGGAUCAGUUUGUACGAUCCCAGGGAUCACGGCUCCGCCUCGGACACGGCGCCAGCCAGUUCGGGAGAGAACGGAGAGAACCAGAAAAAAAGUAUUUUGAAAAAUUCCAGUAAAAGCGAGCCCAGCCUGGCGGAAGACGCGUCCCUGCAGAAAGCCGCCUCCAACGCGGAAAAAACCACGGAAGGAUCAGCGGAGUCUGCUUCGGACAAAGCGAACAGCACCAGUAAAUCUCAGGCUAAACACUCCAGCGCUGCUCCUGCCGUGCAUAAUCUCCCGAUCCAGGCUUUGUCGGGAUUAAUCAGGCCGCAGUACAGCGACCCCAGGCAGGUGAGGCAGCCCGGACAGGUAACGCAGACCCCGGAGAACGAUCCCAAUGGGGAGUCGGAUGAUAAAUCCUUGAAAGAUGUUUUCAAGACUUUUGAUCCAACCGCUUCCCCGUUUUGUUAGCAGAUGGCUUUGGAGCCUUUUUACCGUUGUGGAUAUUGCAGUUCUCUGCUGUUUUGUACCUGGGUUACCUCUUUUGGCUUUAUUUAUUUUUAAAUUAUAAUUCCCACCACUUUUCAGCUGCUAAUCCCGAACCACACGCAGUUCUCCAGUGCGCUCGAGUGUUUGCAAAGCUGUGGUAUUUUCUAGAGAAUCCUUUUUUUUUUUUUUUUUCCAAUUUCAGGGAGACUAAUAAUUGACCUGUAGAAAGGAAACCAAUUCCCCCCGGAUCGUGUUAGAGCUGAGAAAAGCACUUUCAUUGUAAAUAAGUCAUGGAAAAUCCCCCGAGCUGUAUAUGUGUGAGCUGCCUCUUCCCAACCACCACUUAGAUCCGAUUGCCACAUUUGUAUAGAUCCAAGCAAUAUUAUGUACAUUAAUUCCCGGGAGAGACGCCGUUCCAGGACUGCCAAACCCCCGAACCGAUGGAAAACCUGCGUAAAUGAAUUCCAAGGAAACCGUCGCUCCUCCUUUUCCGAUGCGUUGAUGUAAGACACGGACAGUUUUUAUUCCUGCAGUCGAUAUUAGUGUAAAAGAGACUCUAUCGCAUAUUGAGGAUGAAAUAAAAAUGUCAUAUCUUUUCAAAGUAUUUUAUUCUAUGCUGUACAUAGAAAAAAAUUGUGAAGUACAUAACUAGGAGAAGUAACUGUUCAAAGUGGAGAGAACUACGUUGUCUAAUACGAGAAAUAAAAAAAAGGUUUUUAUUUAAUUUCUUUUCCACACCUACACGAUUGGGAUUUAGUGCUCCGAGUUCCAUUGUGGUGUUCAUGUAUUUCAACGUAUUUUUGUAUUCAGCUGCUUAAUUUGUAUUGCUUUUUUUGUAUGGCUGUAACCGCAGUACUUGUAUUCAUGGUGUCUCGGCGACAUUUUUAACAAAACAAUUAAAAAGGGUACCGUUAA